Molecule: messenger RNA, 1361 nt
Organism: Aphanomyces invadans
Lineage: Eukaryota; Oomycota; Saprolegniomycetes; Saprolegniales; Verrucalvaceae
Exons: 4
Coding region: 32-1345 (437 amino acids)
Source: RefSeq, a predicted model, not a curated record
GUAUCAGCUCCACCGGUGCAAAUCCACCAGGAUGGGCGCCGGCGCCGAGGACGGAGACAUCCUACCUCGAUAUACGUCGUACGGGUUCGUGCUAUCGUCCAUGGUGCAUGUGAAUGGCGUAGAAGUCUUUGCGGCAUCGUCGGAGGUAUAUCGAUGGAAGCUUCGUUGCAUUCGAACCAAGAUGCGCCAUCACCAAUACGACGACGACACGGCCUUUCUGCAAGACGUGCACAUGCUGCUGCGGUGUGUGUCGGCGCCUUUCGUACGAGAUAGUCUUACACGCAAUGUUAUCGCGUCCAUGACGUGUAUGGGGCUUGGUAACGGUCUCCCAGUUCUUGAUAUCAACGACGUAAGACCAGUACCUUCCGCCACAACGGCUCCAAUCCUCGGCAACAUCAUACGCCGCAACAAGGAGUUGACGCAAAAACGCACGACCGACAGUGCUCAAGCGCUUAAGGCGUCCCUCGCAGCCCUGGAAGCGUUAGCGUCCCCACCGCCGUUAGAUCUCGCGAAGGCGCAUCCCUCGCUCCUGAGGCGAACAUCGUCCAUGCUCAAAGCUAAGAAGGCCAUGGAUCAAUGCACCAAAAAGCCUAAAACAGCAUCCAAGAACAAUGAGAACAUCGUGUACAAGGAUGGGAAAAAAGUGUAUAUUCCGCUCGAAUCGGAGAUAGAGGAUGAAGAAGUGCUCAAGGUGUUGGGACCCCGUCGACGACAGGUCGAAGUGAGCAUGUGCUCUCAUCUCCAGGGCAAGCAUGUGACACUCUACUCGGUCAAGCGCGACCGCUUUGUGAGCGAAGAAGCUCUCGGUGAGCUGCGAGACGGCCAAGUUUUCGACAUUCUAUCCAAGAAAUUACUCAGCUUUGAACGGUUCUUUGCGACACAUGUCAAAUCGAAUCGACAGGGUCGGGUCGCGUGCCAGCACAUUUGCCUCCUGACGCCGAUACGACAGAGCGUGGACCUCCAUCUUCUGGCAUGCGAUCAUUACAAAGGAUGCAGUGGUGCUGUACCCGACGACCCGGGGUCUGAACUUACCACCGACGAAGAUGUUCCGCUCUCCAAACUCGUCGAGAAUGACCCCAAUGGAGCCCAGAACCAUAAAGACCGUCCUCGUAACCCCGAGAAGACGCCGUCCCACCAGAAACGCAGACGAAAUCGACACACACAAGACGCACCAAACCCCCUGGCGGAGUUGAUCGAGCUACGGACCUCAAAACGGCUGAUGGAGGUGUCGCCGUCACCCUCGUCGCCUCGAAAAAGUGCCAGGACACAGAAGGCAUUGGAGCGGACGAGCACCCGCAUGAUUGAAUUAUCAACGCCCGCUGUGCGUCGUAAAUUACGUAAUUAAUUCGCCAAAUUUUCCC